Spodoptera littoralis (African cotton leafworm) is the source of this 1116-nucleotide messenger RNA. Lineage: Eukaryota; Metazoa; Arthropoda; Insecta; Lepidoptera; Noctuidae. The record is from the annotation of a GenBank genome assembly.
AUGAUAAUUCCAAGCCCGUUUGUUUAUUGGGCUCAAACUGAGAGUGCCAUUUCAUUAAAAAUAGAAUUAAAAAAUGUUGUGGAUCCUGAUGUGAAAGUUCUCGAAAAUAAUUUGAAAUUCUCGGCCCAAGGUGUUGGUGCCCGAGGCGAGAGUUUAUACGAAUUUAGUUUGGAUUUAUUUUCACCUGUUAAAAAUGCUGAAAACAAUCAUGUUACAACAGUCCGUGUGUUCGAGAACCGAGUGGACAUUGUCUUGCAGAAAGAGAAGGCAGCAUGGUGGCCCCGACUUACUGCCCAGCCACAGAAACCUGCAUGGCUAAAGAUCAACUUUGAUUUAUGGAAAUCGGAAGACGCUGCUGAUAGUGAGGAUGAGAAACGUGACGUCAUGAAGGACUACCCUGGCAUGUACGACAGGCUUCAUAAAGAGGAACUGGGUUAUAGGAGAGAGGACCUCAAAAAAGUUUACCUGAAACUAUACAACCUCUUCCAAUUCGUCGGCUACAUGUACGUGUUGACUGUGAUGGCGAUUCGGUACGCCAAGUUGGACUACGACUCGGUGGCCGAUACUUAUGAACAUGUUGGACCGGCCAUGAAGUUCCUGCAGCUGCUCCAGUAUUUGGAAGUCAUGCAUCCUUUGUUUGGGUAUACUAGGGGUGGUGUACUGGUGCCUUUCCUGCAAGUGAGUGGGCGAGCAUUCGUGUUGUUCGUAAUGAUUGAAGCUGAGCCCCGCAUGCACACGAAACCUGUCGUCUUCUACCUGUUCGUUAUGUGGAGCAUGAUCGAAGUUGUCAGGUACCCCUACUACAUAUCACAGCUCUACAAAAAGGACUUCUACAUCCUAACCUGGCUGCGCUACACAAUGUGGAUCCCUCUCUACCCAAUAGGCAUCAUCUGCGAAGCCAUAGUCAUUCUACGUAACAUACCAUACUUUGAAGAAACUCAACGAUUCACCGUCUCUUUACCAAAUGAAUGGAACUUUGCUUUCCAUAUGCCAACCUUCCUCAGGGUAUACCUUCUCUUCCUAACGUUCCCUGGAAUGUACUUCGUUAUGAGUCACAUGCACAAACUCCGUACCGUUAAGUUGAAGCCAAAGAUUGUCAUUAAGAAAUCCAAAUAA